Messenger RNA from Mesorhabditis belari, 1911 nucleotides. The record is from the annotation of a GenBank genome assembly. Lineage: Eukaryota; Metazoa; Nematoda; Chromadorea; Rhabditida; Rhabditidae.
AUGGGCCAUCAAGUGGUCAAUCUCCGGAGCAAUAUUGGUGCUGAUGAUCUCAGUGAAAUUCGACGUUUCGCCGAGUUUGCCUCCGCUUUUCCUGAGCAACAGAUGACAAAAAGUCUAGUCUUUUUGCUUCGAGACGCACCAAAUUACAAUAUCAGUGGAGAGGAAUUCAUUGAGAAUAUUUGGAGACGUUGCUCAACAUCGGCCGAUCUCUCGGAAAUCACGCAAAUGAUCAGCAAUCGUUUUCAGCAUAUCGGUUGUAUUUGUGCCCCGGCUCCAUCACAUGAACUUCGAAUUGCUUCGGGAGCUUUUCGAGUCACCGAGAGUGACUGGCCCCUGUUAAACGCCUUUGAGGAGCUGAAGAGAAAAGUGAUCGAUCAAAUUUCAACCUACGGAAGCCAUCAUCCGGUGACAAUCGAUUAUUGCAAAAAAGCCGCUCAAUUUUUUGUUCACGAGGCUCCAAGGAUCACCACCUCGGUUCAAGUGAUGACAGAGGCGAGAAUGGUUCAAGCGGUUCGGCAUGCACUCGAUCUUUAUUCUGAUGAACUAAAGAAAGCCCAAUUCGAAAACCUGGAAAUCAUUCACGAGGAAGCCAAACGAAGAGGCCUUCACACUUUUCAAAGCCAAGAUGCAACAAUUGAGAAUAUCGAGCAAAUGAAAGAGAGAUUUCUUUCAGGAAUUGAGGGAUCUUAUCAAGAAGUUCCGAGAAUCGAUCAACUUGAGGGAUAUGUUUUUUCGAAGCUCAAGAAGAUCUCAAAAGAGAUCGAGUUGGUGGGACGAGUUGUAGCGUUCACUUCGGAUUUUGUUAAUAUUAUUCGAACACGGGCAGAGAAUCGUUUUAGAGAGGCAAUCCGCGAAUCUCAUGGUGUUCUCGUAAAAAGUUGGGAAAGGCGAGAACAGUUUGAGAAACAGCGAGUUGCAAAUGAACAGAUGCUGGCCGAUUUGGAGCAGCAAGAAGCUCAAAGAAAAGCCUAUCUUUCUGAACAAGAAAGACAAAAUGCUGCUAUUGAAGAAGCAGAGCGAAGGGAGAGAAGUUCAUCUCGGAAUCUCAUCGAAUUCGAUCCUUUCCCUAAAGUUGAUGCUAAUCAACGAGAACAGGAGGAAAAAGAGAAAGAAAUACAAAGGCAACAGCAACAAUUCGACCACAAGUGGCUUCUAGAAAAGAAUCACGAAAUGGAGAGGAAAGUCGAAGAAGAAAAGCAAAGAUUGCAGAAGGCUGAAAAAGAAUUGAGAUUGCGUCAAAUGCAAGAUGAUCUAAUAAGACGAGACAAUGAGGCAAGAGAGCGAAAAGAACGGGAGGCAAUCGAUCGUCGUUGGCAGAAUGAGCAGAGGCAGAAGAAUCGAGAAAUCGAGAAUGAUAUCGAAAGGAGAAAGUUUGAAGAAAAUCAAAUACUAGAGGGUUGGCAAAGUGAACUUCAAGCAGCUAACCUGGAACGUCAGAGGAAAGCCGACUCUCGUCAACAACAAAUGAGCGAUGCAGAAAAAAUGAUGCUACAGCCGACACCAGCACCCCCAUUGACACGAGAACAAAAGAAUAAAGUUGAAAUCGACAAACGAAUACAGCAGUUUCAAGGAAUGCUUCAAGAUAUGGUUGCGCAAAGCCAACUCGACCAUCCGUUCACCAAAGAAAAAGCGAGUGUACUGUGGAGACAAUUAGAGAUCCUUCUCGAGAAUGAGCUCGCAGAACUUCGAAACACGUUUUACGGAGAUUUCUCAUAUGCAAGGGAAACGCAAAUGAAAGACCUGCUCAAUGGCGAGUAUUCCAAAGUAGUCGGACAUGCCGACGACGAGUCAUUUGAGUGUUUGCAAGCCGAAGUGUGCACAGAGGAGAAAAACACGAGAGAAAAGGGAUGGGUUAGCGCCGCAUGGAAUUCAAUUUGUUUUCGAGUUCGCCAAAAACGACGACAAGGCACU